This is a messenger RNA of Phalaenopsis equestris, 2044 nucleotides long. RefSeq names its product sodium-coupled neutral amino acid transporter 2-like. The record is from RefSeq and is a predicted model, not a curated record. Lineage: Eukaryota; Viridiplantae; Streptophyta; Magnoliopsida; Asparagales; Orchidaceae. Gene Ontology annotation, molecular function: amino acid transmembrane transporter activity. Gene Ontology annotation, biological process: amino acid transmembrane transport.
UUAUUAAGCCAUCUGACAAAUAUUAUUGUACAGUAGUGCUGUGUGAGUAGCCUUUCUAUGAUCUGAGCAAGCCCAAAUGUCUUCAUCUCUCUCUACAGGGAUUGAGAUUAAAAAAUCCGCUCCUUUUCGUCGUUUUCCCUUACAAGAAAUCGAAAUCCACCUAAAGUUCUCAUCUUUCAUUGCCAUCAGCAGCACGAGCCUAUAUGUUGCUGUGUUGCGUCAUGCUUUCAGGUUCAGAUAUACUUAUUGGUAUCCAACUUUAUGUAUUCAGGUUUUCCCUUCUCAAAUCCUUAAGUCUUUUUGGUGCAUGCUUCUUGUUUGGUAGCAUCUAGUUUUCCCUCCUGAAUUUAUUGAUAUUCUGCCAAGGUUCAUCUUCUGUUACUGGUAUUACAUACUAGUACCUGAAUUUUAGUGAAAGAUUGCUUUUUGAAACAGUUAAUAAUGACAAUUGCAAGUGUAUUUUCGGACGUGAGGAGCAAGGGAAAGGGCAAGGACGUUGUUGAAGAGAACUCGCCCUUGCUGCCAAGCUUGAAGAAUGAGAAUGGAGAGUUUAAUGAAUUUAAUGGCGCUUCAUUUCCCGGUGCUGUGUUCAAUCUCUCAACCACGAUUGUGGGCGCUGGAAUCAUGUCUCUUCCAGCCACUAUGAAAGUGUUGGGUUUGGUGCCGGGAAUAGUUAUGAUUGUGUUUUUUGCAUUCCUAGCUGAGGCUUCAAUAGAGUUGUUGAUCAGGUUUAGUAGAGUUGGGAAGUCAGUUUCUUAUGGCGGGGUUAUGGGUGAUUCUUUUGGAAAGUUUGGGAGGAUGCUGCUUCAGAUUUGUGUGGUUGUAAAUAAUGUUGGAGUGAUGAUUGUCUAUAUGAUUAUAAUUGGUGAUGUGCUUUCUGGUACUUCUUCCGACGGUGUUCAUCACUCGGGUGUUUUUGAAGGGUGGUUUGGUGAGCAUUGGUGGACCGGGCGUUUCUUUGUUCUUCUUGUAACAACUCUUGCAGUAUUUGCUCCUUUAGCAAGCUUCAAGCGUGUAGAUUCUUUGAGCUACACGUCUGCCUUGUCUGUUGCUCUUGCUGUAGUUUUUGUUGUGAUUACAGCUGGGAUUGCUAUUGUAAAGUUGCUGAAUGGAAGCAUACCAAUGCCAAAAUUGUUUCCUGUGAUACCGAAUCUCGCAUCUGUCUGGAACCUCUUCACCGCAGUUCCAGUUCUCGUAACAGCUUUUAUCUGCCAUUUCAAUGUUCACAGCAUAGACAAUGAACUCGAAGACUCCUCCCAGAUAAAACCAGUUGUGAGGACAUCACUAGCACUCUGCUCUACUGUUUACAUAGCCACAAGCUUCUUCGGUUACCUUCUCUUUGGCGAAUCAACCCUUCAUGAUGUGCUCGCCAAUUUCGACGAAAACCUCGGCAUACCAUACAGCGCUGUUCUUAAUGAUGUUGUUCGCGUCAGCUAUGCUGUACACCUUAUGCUUGUAUUCCCCAUGAUAUUCCAUGCUUUGAGGCUCAACUUGGAUGGUCUUCUCUUUCCCAAUGCAAGGCCUUUAUCUACUGAUAGUUUCAGGUUCACAGUGAUUUCUGUUACGCUUCUUUCACUCGUGUUCUUAGCUGCAAACUUUGUUCCGAGCAUCUGGGAUGCCUUCCAAUUCACCGGCGCCACUGCUGCGGUUUGCAUUGGAUUCAUCUUUCCUGCUGCAAUGACGAUUAGGGAUCCACAUGGCAUUGCAACUUUGAGGGACAAACUUCUAUCUGUUCUAAUGAUUGUGCUUGCUGUGUUAUCAAAUGGAAUUGCCAUUUACAGUGAUGCCUCUUCUCUCUUCAACACGGCCAAUGCUUGAACUCAACGGUAAGCCCUUCCGGUUUAAAGAGAGUUAUUAUGAACAGCUAGGAAAACUGCAUUUGGUUUCCUUUUGCUCAAUUAUGUGCUAUAAUAAACUAAUUAGUCUCAACACUGUUAGUUGAGAUUUAUUGUAUGGUUAUGUAUUUCUAUGUGAUGUUGUAGAUUUUCAAUUCUGCUUGCCUUUUUAUAAAUAAUACUGAGAUAUUGGACAAUGCUGUAUUAUA